Molecule: messenger RNA, 1449 nt
Organism: Camelina sativa (false flax)
Lineage: Eukaryota; Viridiplantae; Streptophyta; Magnoliopsida; Brassicales; Brassicaceae
Product: E3 ubiquitin-protein ligase itt1-like
Biological process (GO): protein ubiquitination
Molecular function (GO): zinc ion binding; ubiquitin-protein transferase activity
Source: RefSeq, a predicted model, not a curated record
AUGAACUUCGACGGUGAUUAUCGCGCUGCCGCUAUAACAAAACGCAAUGUGAACCGUCAGUUUUACAAGCUUUACUUUAAAAGUUUGGUGAGUGUAACGCCAGUCUCGGUUACUCGACUUGAGGUUAAAAUUUGCGACCAGGAGGAUAAUCUUGUGUUCAAGAGUAAUGAACCGCUUCGUCACCAUUACAUGAUGACUACUUCCCUAGAGGAGGCUGAUGUUAGGGCUUUGUUGCGUGGUCUUGAAGAAGCCACUAAGUUAGGGAUCAUGCGCAUCACUAUAUACUGCCGUCUCCCUCAGAUUUUCAAAUACCUAAGGGGAAUAGCGUAUCCCAUGGAGAACAAGAUUGCUAUGCUUAUAGUUGAUGUGAAAGUUAUGAGAAAUCGAUUCUUGUCUUGCAAUCUUGUUGAGAUCUUCAAUGAAGACACUAAGUUUUUCUAUAGACCCUUUAUGAUGAAGAGGUGCACGGAAGAAAUGAAAAGUUUUACGCAAGAGAAGAGACGUUUCACGCAAGAAAAUAAAAUUUUCACGGUAGAGAAGAAAAGUUUCACGGUAGAGAAGAAGAACAGUUACAUGGAAGAGAACAAGAACGGUUUCAUGGAAGAGAAGAAGAACAGUUUCAUGGAAGAGAACAAGAACAGUUUCACGGAAGAGAAGAAGAACAGUUUCAUGGAAGAGAUUUGCAAUAUCUGUUUCGACGACAUUGAUAUUUAUCUCAUGUUUCCUGCUUGUGUACAAGGUCAUAGAUUUUGCUUAACUUGUGUGAAAGCACAUGUCGAGGUGAAGCUUCUUGAACGAAAGAUACCGACAUGUCCUCAGUAUCUCUGUAACUCUCAGCUAUCUAUGGAUGACUGUGGGGAGAUAUUGACUGAAAAGCAGAGUUUGAUGUGGAAGCUGAUGAUUAAAGAGGUUUCAAUGCCUCAUAGUCAGAGAGUUUACUGUCCAUACCAAAAAUGCUCGUAUCUAAUGUCCAAAACCGAGCUUUCUUCUUCAUUUGCUGAACCUGGACGUAGGAAAUGCUUCAGUUGUGGUGGCGACUUCUGUAUCAACUGCAAAGUUCCGUGGCAUAGUAAGCUAACCUGCGGCUAUUACAAGAUGUUGCAAACUGAAAACGAUGAUGCGAAGCUUAAGUCUUUAGCUAAUCAUAAACGGUGGCGUCAAUGUGACAACUGCCAACACAUGGUUGAACGUACUUCCGGAUGCGACACCAUAAAUUGCAGGUGUGGAUAUUCUUUUUCCUACACCAAUGAAGCUAAACCGAUCCACUUAACCGAAUUCAAUGAGGUUGUUGGACCUCCUGGUGGUGAGAUUAUAACUGGGUUUAUUGGAAGGCGCAGAGAUGAUACAGUGAUGUACGAUGAAGGAAAUUUCUACAUCAAUAGGUUUAAGAUCCAUGAAAGAAUAGAAGGAAGCGAUGAUGAGAAUCCAGGAAACGAAGAAGAAUACUAG